AUGCCUGGUGUCGCCAAAGAGGCCGUCGUGCCCAUCGAGGCCGUGCUCCUUGGGGUAUCGGCACUGCUGGUCCUAGCCCGUCUAACGCUUCGAACAAUACGACAACGUCAAAGCCUCACGAUCAGCGACUGGUUUCUAAUUGCCUCUCUACUCGAUGCCGCCGCUCUUUUUGGAACCGAUACGGCCGCGUAUAAUCUUGGAGGAAUGGACGAAUACGACCCGAAUGCGCCAGAACGAAGCAUUACAGAUCAAAUCACACUGAAGAAGGUUGCAUUUGCAGGAAACUACUUCUAUGACACUGGCAUCUACCUUCCGAAACUCGCCCUGUUGGCUCUUUACUUUAAGCUCAUUCCACAGACCUUACCGAUGUUGAGGAAAUUCCUUUAUGGUACGACGGCGAUGACGGGUACUUUCAUGAUCACAACUUGCUUCUUGGAUACUUUCUGGUGCGGCGCCAAUGUCUCGGUCAAUUGGGAGAUUGAUGGAGCAUGCAGCACGUUUGACUCCAAGGAUGUAUUCCGUAUUGACUGGGCUUUGAACUUUGUGUCUGAUCUACUUGUGUUUGCGCUGCCUUUCCCGCUUCUCUUUGGCCUUCAACUCAGCAGACGCUACAAAGUCGGUCUUGUUGCAAUUUUUGCAUCAGGCCUCAUCACUCUGGGCGCCAGUAUUGGCAGAUUUAUUACCAUCGAUACAAUCCACGCAUGGACCAAUGUUUACGUGCUUUCCAUGACGGAAAUCGCAGCAGCCAUUGUCGUGGUCUCGCUACCCGCGCUAAAAUCACUUCUUCACGGUCUUGGCCUACGAUCUACAAAACAAAACACCACACAGACAGGGUCAGGCUACCAUAAGCACCCGUCCACAGCAAGCUCUUCCAACCACUUCAACAAGUUAUCAAGCGGACGCGACCGCGGAGAGUUGUAUUCCACAACCGCCCGAGUGGCAGCGGUUACCGAAGAAGACUCGGGCAGUGAGGUGGAGUUGACGAAUAUGCAGGGCAUCUACAAGUCGGCCCGUGUAAGCGUGACCUACCAACGUCGAGAGGAUUUUGAAAGGCAGGGGAACGACCAAAAAGGCAAGGGGAAUGUAAAAUAG
Messenger RNA from Fusarium sp. VM40, 1092 nucleotides. Lineage: Eukaryota; Fungi; Ascomycota; Sordariomycetes; Hypocreales; Nectriaceae. The record is from the annotation of a GenBank genome assembly.